AUGUCGAAACAACCCAAAACGUUUCGAAGUCGAUCUUCGGAUCAUGUACCUGUUGUUCCGACAAUGGUCAGCAAUUCGAAUGCAGCAGGUGUCAAGAGGAUUCAUGUUUGGAGGAAUGCAGAUGUAUUCUUUCCAGGGAUUCAGGUUGUGGUAAACACCCAUCGUGUCCCGUCCAUCGACGUUCUUCUCGAUGUUGUGAGUGAAAGAAUCGGAUUGAUAAAUGGUGCCAAAAAACUCUACACCACCAGUGGUACUCUUAUCAAAGAUAUCAAUAAAAUCAAAGAUGGAGAGAACUAUGUGGCUUCGAGUUCUCAUUUUACUCCAGCGGCUUAUGGUGGACAACAACAACAACAGAAAGAAGUGAAAAAGAAGAAAAAGAAACGAUCGAAGACAGUUCAAGGACGGAAAUCGGAUCAUCUUGAUCAUCUGGAGCUAGGUGAAGAAGUUAAGAUUCCAUUGAAUGAACCCAUUGAGCAUGAGAAAAAGAAGAAAAAGAAGAAGAAGGUGGUGAAGAAAAAAGUGGAUGACCAUCAUCUUCAUCCACAUCAUUUGGAUCGUCGUGGAUCUGAUGAGACAUUGACGGGAACUGCUGAAGUUGAAUUGCCAAGUGAGAUUGAAGAUUCAGAAGAAGAGGACGAGGAGCAUAGAGAGUUGAAUCAUAGAGAUUCCCCAGAUCACCACCAUCGUCCAUCCACAAAACACAGUGUUGCUCCUUCAAGAUCCGUGAGUCGCCGAGAAAGUCGUAGAGAAAGUCAUGAUCACGUGGACCAUAAAGAAGAAGAAGUGGAGAAGAAAAAGAAAGAUGAGAAGAGAAGAAAAUCAGUCAGUCGUCGUAAAUCUCAAUCACAUCCACACCAUUCUGGCCAACAACCCAACUGGGGAGACUUGUCAAGUUUCACUAAAAAUAUUGACUCUCUUCUUCGUAAUUAA
This is a messenger RNA of Caenorhabditis briggsae, 930 nucleotides long. The record is from RefSeq and is a predicted model, not a curated record. Lineage: Eukaryota; Metazoa; Nematoda; Chromadorea; Rhabditida; Rhabditidae. Gene Ontology annotation, biological process: intracellular signal transduction. Gene Ontology annotation, cellular component: microtubule; microtubule organizing center. Bases 1 to 930 code for a protein of 309 amino acids. The transcript is spliced from 5 exons.